Messenger RNA from Prinia subflava (tawny-flanked prinia), 2929 nucleotides. RefSeq lists its product as uncharacterized. NCBI's taxonomy places the organism in Eukaryota, Metazoa, Chordata, Aves, Passeriformes, Cisticolidae. The coding region runs from base 305 to 2929 and encodes 874 amino acids. The transcript has 2 exons. The record is from RefSeq and is a predicted model, not a curated record.
AGAUAAGGGGCAGUGCAGGUGCUGCCGUGUGAUUUCAGCUUUCCUAAUCAGUGCUGAAGAGGAUAAGGAGAGACAAGGAAAGUGUCCUUGGGAAGGCAGCACAUGGAGGAGGAAAAGCCACCAAGGAAGUAAACACAGGUGUCACCAGCCCCAAACAACGACCUGCCAUGGCUAUAAAAAUCACCAGGCUCAGACUUCGUGGCCACCUUUACCUUAAAGGUGCCAGAUCUGCUGGACCUCUGCAGAGACCAUCUCCAAUCUCCUGGGACUGCCAGAACUUUCAGCCGAGGAUUGAUAAAGGAAAAUGGAAGGCGAUUGUGACCAGCGGGAAGGGCGAACUUCGUGGCAUCACCAGCCCUGUUUGUGCUGCGGGGAAAAUGCUUUCAAAUUUGUGAUUGCAGGAGUUACUUUGCUUUCUGGUAUGUGCAUAGUGCUGAGCACCCAAAGUGUCCAACCAACCCAUCAGCACCUUGGACAAGAUGUCAUUCAUUCUCACUUAGAAAGGCACCUUGACACACAGGCCACAGCCCAGCACAGGGUUAGGAGGCACACAAAAAUAGGGACUGAUUGGCCCUGGUCCCAAGCUUACAUAAAACAUACGGGAAUUAUGGGAUUAAAUUCUAACAAAAACUUUAAUUUGUCAACAGUGGUUAUGCAUGGGGCAGAGGUGUACUUGGAAAAUGAGUGGGGCUGGGAUAGCACAAACAGACUUCCACAGCUGCUGGGGAAGGUGGGACAACAAAUAAAGGUGGGGUGCAGGGUAAUUAACGGAUCUACUCACCAGCAAGUAACUCAAAUCUCUGUCACUGAAGUAAAAACUAAGAAAGAUCAGAAAAAAAUCUGUGCUGUGGAGAAAUUGGACUGCUGGUACAAUUUUACUUUGGUCCAGCCAGUCUUUGUGGUUUGCCUCUGGGCACACAACAGCGUGGGGCUGUCCUUUAAAUUUAAGAUCAGCACCACAGCACCCUCCUUUGCUGCCAUUAAGAUCUCAAAGUGCCAUUUUUUGGCCUGGCAUGCAGCCCCUUAUGCUGAAAUUGGCAACCAGGUAAAACUGGAAAUUAAAUACUCCCAAGAAAGUGUAGCUGACCCCAUGCAAAUUAAUGGCACAGCUGUGACAGUCACAGCCCCUAAUGGCCGCAAGUGGAUCAUUCCAUUGACCUGCCUCUGUGAGACCAAAACACUUGACAGAUCUGAAUUAGACACGGAUGCUUCCUGGUAUAAUCAGGAUUAUGGACGCUGCCCACACCUGAUCAUAACCCUCCAGGUGUGGUGUCAAGGAAACCUGAGCGUAGAAAUGUCCCCUGAACUUGGAGGGAAGUGGUGGAUAGGAGGCCCCGAAGGAUUUAAAAAAGAAUUUGUCAUCACUGCUGUCAUGGCCCCUUUUGUUUCCAAAAUAGGUCCUUAUGUAGUGAAGAAAAAUCACAUCCAGGAGCUGUUGACAGGGCCUGUCCGGUCCCUAAAGAAGGUGGUGCUGUCUCUGUCCACUGUUAAUAUUUCCUCUGUCAGACCACACUGUGCCCCCUUCCUGCCCACUCUGCACGCUGGCUGGCUGGCGUGGCUCCACAGCCGCUCCCUCCAGGGCACCCGGGCCAGGAGAGACCUGCUGGCCACAGCUCUGGGAGGAGGAGGAGCCGGCCUGGGAGUCCUCAACAGCAUGAAUGCUGAGGUCUUGGCAAACAAGCUGGAGACUGUCACCUCGGGCGUGCAGGGCCUCCUCAAGCCCCUGAACUCAUCCCUGUCCAGCCUUGGGAUGGGGCAGUGGCUUGUGUCAGAGGUGCUGCCCACCUGGGAACAAAUAAGUGAGAAAGACCAUCAGGUGCUGUUGCGAGCCCUGGGCAUCGAACAAAGUAACGUCUCCCUUGCUCUUAGCUGCAUCCAGGCCCAGAUGUGGGUGCAGAGUGUUGUUGCAGGUAUCCUGAGAGACGGCGACAACGGCGUCCUGCCCACUGAGAUCCGAAAGAUCGUGUGGGACGCGGCCACAGACAAGGAGCGGCAGCUCCAGGCCUGGUGGAGGCUCGUCAACUUCACCCACGACCAGGCCCUCAACGCGGUCAUUGCCCACGUCCUCACUGUGGCCGAGGCUCGCAUUGAAAAGGUCUACCCCAUCGUGGCCCUGGGGGUGAACGCAAACGGGUCUGUGGUCUACCCCCUGGAGCACCGCAUGUGGGCCAGGGUGUCCGACGGGAGGUGGCAGACGGUAGAUUUGGAAGCCUGCAUUUUGGAGAGGGGGCUGGGAUUCAUUUGCGAAGACGAUGCCCUUAAGGCGAGCGAUGUGUGCUUUGACACCAAAGAAGGGGAGUGCCACUUUGAGAUCAACCCCCAGAGCAGCAACAAAACCAUGUUAGUGUACGUAGGGAAGGGCUGUGUGUGCUUCAGAACGAUGUGUAAAUACGUGCAGAUUAAUGAAGCUUAUAACCAGAGCGUGUUUAGCGACUCAAAUAUGUGUGCUUGCAAUGUAGCUACUAUUAGAGGCUGUGAUUUUGUGUAUAAACCACCCGUGUUUACUAGCCAGUUGUUAAUCAGAAACUAUACCUUGUAUCGUAGUAUAACCCCGACCCCCAUCGGUAUGGAUUUAGCACUCCUAAAAGAAAUGUUAGAGCAUGCAAAUUUGCAGCAGCUGCUAGAAAAUGCCAAGGCCGAAUCCAAAAAGAUCUUAAUAACAGUUCACCACGAUGGUAAAGUUAUAAAACAGGUAAUGGAAAGAAUUAAGAGGGCGGGAGAACACCACUGGUGGGAAGUGUUUUUCGGCUGGUCCCCCACGGCCACUGGCAUCUUCAACACGCUGCUGCACCCUGUUGUAGUCGUACUGCUGAUGCAAAUCUGUGUGUGCUUUGCCAUGGUAGCCACUUGUUACCGGAUGAGGCAGGUGAAGGUCUUCUUUGAUAACCAGGUGAAAGAAGCGGGGCAGGCCAAGAGCCUCCUGAAAUAG